Messenger RNA from Phragmites australis (common reed), 431 nucleotides. RefSeq names its product protein DOUBLE-STRAND BREAK FORMATION-like. NCBI's taxonomy places the organism in Eukaryota, Viridiplantae, Streptophyta, Magnoliopsida, Poales, Poaceae. Gene Ontology annotation, biological process: meiotic DNA double-strand break formation. The coding region runs from base 105 to 431 and encodes 108 amino acids. The transcript is spliced from 3 exons. The record is from RefSeq and is a predicted model, not a curated record.
AGAAGCGAGGUUCCAGCAAAUCGAUUUCAAAUCCCACCAUUGAAAUUCGAUCGCCACGAUUUGAAAUCGGACCAAACCUUGGCCGCCGCCGCAGCCGCCAGGGGAUGGCGGCGGUGGAGCGCCAUGCCGCUAUCCCAAAGCCCCUCUCCCUCUUCGCCUCCCGCCUCUCCCACCACAGGUCUGGGGAUGAGGAGCUCCGGGUGCUGGAGGCCGCGCUUUCCGUCGGAGCCGACGUCCCCGCGCUGCUCGCCACACGGUCGGCGGCCCGGCGCCUGCUGCGAGCGCGCGCGGCGGAGGCGCUCGUGGCGGCCGGUCCGGUGGAGGACGAUGGGAGGAGGAUCGCCAUUGCCAACUUCUUCGCCCGCGCCUUCGCCCUCGUCGGCGAUGUCGAGGUCAGCACCGCGCCUGUUCCCCGAAGUGCUGACAGCUGA